This is a messenger RNA of Aureobasidium musti, 285 nucleotides long. The record is from the annotation of a GenBank genome assembly. NCBI's taxonomy places the organism in Eukaryota, Fungi, Ascomycota, Dothideomycetes, Dothideales, Saccotheciaceae.
AUGGAGAGACGCGGACGCGGAGGUGGUGGAAAGGUGCUGCUGCCGCCAAUCAACUACAUUUUCAAGCUUCUUCAGACCCGCGCAAAGGUCUCGAUAUGGUUGUUCGAACAGCUGGGCAUCCGCAUUGAGGGUACCAUCAGAGGUUUCGAUGAAUUCAUGAACCUGGUCGUCGACGAUGCCAUUGAGGUCAAGCAACCCACAAAGACCGACCCUGAAGAGUCGAGAAGAAGCCUCGGCCAAAUCCUCCUCAAGGGCGACAACGUUGCUCUCAUCCAGAGUCUAUGA